This is a messenger RNA of Gadus morhua (Atlantic cod), 2629 nucleotides long. RefSeq names its product 5' exonuclease Apollo. The coding region runs from base 277 to 1938 and encodes 553 amino acids. NCBI's taxonomy places the organism in Eukaryota, Metazoa, Chordata, Actinopteri, Gadiformes, Gadidae. Gene Ontology annotation, biological process: telomere maintenance; double-strand break repair via nonhomologous end joining; interstrand cross-link repair. Gene Ontology annotation, molecular function: 5'-3' DNA exonuclease activity; damaged DNA binding. The transcript has 4 exons. The record is from RefSeq and is a predicted model, not a curated record.
UUGAGUUGAAAUAAAAAAUGGCGCGCUCCGUGCCGUGGGCUUGCAAUGUUCUUAUUUAGUUGAAAGAAAACGUGUGUUAUCAUAAUUAUGACGGCACUAUGGUCACAUCCUAUUAAAAUAAAAUAGACUACGACUAAAGUAAUGAGGGCUGACGGGGCUCUUCACUUAAUAGCAUUAGCUUGGGGACUCAGAACAUCAUUUGUGUGUUGUUGUUUUGCCAGUGUCUAGGAAGCUGUAUAUCUUGUGUAUGUUACUACGUUUUCGAGCCUCGGUAAAAUGUCAGUGAAUGGACAUGUAAUCCCACAUACCCCGCUGGCUGUAGACUUCUGGCAGGUUCGCAAGUGUCCACACGCUCGCCUGUUUUUUCUAUCUCACAUGCACAGCGACCACACAGUUGGUUUAACUUCUACAUGGAGCGACCGACCGAUCUACUGCUCCCCAGUAUCUGCUGCACUCUUGAAACUAAAACUACAGGUGAAACAGCAAUGGGUCCGUCCUCUGGAGUUGGAUGAGCCGUACAUGCUGCCGUUGGAUGACAUCGGCAAGGAAAGACUGACGGUCACACUUAUAGACGCCAACCACUGCCCAGGGUCCGUCAUGUUUCUUUUCCAGGGUUACUUUGGCUCGAUACUCUACACAGGUGACUUCAGGUACGCUCCCUCGAUGCUACGUGAGCCUUGCCUCAGGAAUGACAUCCACAUAGACCUCCUGUACCUUGACAACACCAACUGUGACGCCACCCGGGUCCUGCCAACCAGGCAGAGAGCCACAGAGAAGAUCAAAGAGAUCAUCCGCAGCCACCCCGACCACAACGUUGUCAUCGGUCUGUACUCCCUGGGGAAGGAGUCUCUGAUCGUCUCCCUUGCCCUGGAGUUCAAGAGCUGGGUGGAGGUCAGCGCUGAGCGCAUGGAGACCCUCCGCCUGCUGGGGCUCCCGGACGUGUUCACCACUGACGAGGGGGCCGGCCGCCUGCGGUUGGUGGAGCAGACGGAGGUCCGCUACUCCAACAUGCAGAAGUGGAACCAGGUUUACCCUACCCUGGCCAUACUGCCCACCAGCAGGCCCGCGGUGCCCUACCAUCCCAAUGUGCACGUGGUGCCCUACUCGGACCACUCCUCCUACCGGGAGCUGGAGGACUUCAUCUCGGCGCUCAAGCCGGCCGCCGUGGUCCCCAUCGUGGGCACCUGUCUCCCGGGCAGCUUCACGGCUCUGCUGCCCCGCAAAAAGCGCCACGACUUCCUGGUGCCCGAGUCGGUGCAGAACUACAUGCUGAAGCAGCCGGCGGUCCAACCCAGACACAGAGGCCCGGCCCCUAGGUACAAGAGGGCACGCCCUCCUCCGCGGGGGGUCGUGUUUGAGUCUCCCUCCAAGAGCUCGGAGGGCUCAACAAACGUGAGCAGGGCUUCGAUCAGCCCGGGAAGCACUGCUCCUGUGGUUGAGGAGGUGGUGGAGUUGGUGUGGGAGGAGGAGGUGGAGGAGGAGGAGGUGGAGGACGAAGUCCAUAUUGUUCGAGAAAAGAGUCAGCGACGUGUCCCUGUCGAAUGUUACAAGAGGAAUCACUACAUGUGUGGUAUGAACGUCGUUAAUACAGUUUACGAUGACUCUUCCACAAUGAAGGUCCUCACAAACAUCGUUCCCGCUUUAACGCCCAUCAAAGUCAGAAGAGUGACGUCUGCACCCAGAAGAGCCGCAAACGGAAUGGCGGGGUCAAGCUGGGACGUCACGUGUUCCUCUAACAAACCGUUGAAGGAGAGUGUCAAGGCGGGGGUCGUACGGUCUCCUGGAACACUGGAGGAGAUGGAAGGGAGUGUUUUACAGCGGCUGCCGUUCAAUCAGGAGGACAUGAUGAACGCUGGGCUGCUGGACCGCAGGCUGGUCCAGCGGUUCUGCCUCGUUCCUUUCCCCCAUAACCAGGAGGACCAGACCCCCUUCCUGUAGGCCGGGCUUUUGGACCGGAUGCACUUGGUGCCAGACUACGUUUUGAAAGGCACUCCAGCACACAUCACUGCAUUAUUAUCCCUGAUCUUUACCUAAAGGGGAUGCCUUUGUGCUGUCCUUCUGUUUUUCUGUUCUGAAGAUGAAUAAUAAUGGAGAACGUAUUUGUUAGUAACCAUCCUCAUGUCAAAAGAGCUAAGCGACCUACGUUCUAAGAAGAUAAUGUUAGCUCAGGUAUUUUCAGGCCGGUAAAGAUAAAAAUGUUCUUUGAUUUUCCAUCAUUGUUUCCCGAUUAUGUUAAGUGAGUCAUUAUGUCUGUGUAGUGUUUACUAUGGACAUUUGAUGUCUUUUGUGGUUUGGGUUUAAGUACUAUUUUAGUUGAGUGGUUAAUUUGAGAGCUCAACGGUCUGAAGUUGUACACUCAAUGCUCAUCCAACAUGAGCAUUGAGACAGCACUCUUUCUAUACAGCCUCUUAAUAGUAAUACCACCCCAGUAAGCACUUGGGCGCUUUGAUUUAUUCACAAGGAGUUGGAACUAGACGAUUGGACUUGAAGCGCCAGAAAAAGUCCUAUUUUGUUUGAUUAAUAUGUUUGAUUGAAGAUUCGGAUGUCCAGAGCUUGUUGGCUGUGACAUGAGGUUAACUUGUUAAUAUUUCAGCCAUUAUGUGGUAAUAAAACAUGCAUAUUAAUGUUA